GACGGAUUUCCGGAUUCGCCCGCCAGAUGGGUGCGAAAUGAGUGGGUCUCGCAAACUCCGGGACUUGGCUGCCCGCGGAGCCCGGCCGGCAUAGCGAGGUUUACCGUACGCGGAUGGUGAUGAUACGUACGUAUUAUAAUAUGCUUCGAGAUAUGUUGAAUUCAAUGAAAUGAAAUAAUAUAUAUUGCGUUCAUUAACUUCUCAAUAUACCCCCGCUGACUUCUAUUAGAUCAUAGUACCACUUACCAACGUAGAUACUCAGCUCAGGUACUUGGCUUACUCUAUUUUCUUGUCUUGGCCAAUUCCUCCAAAAUGUCUUACACCCGUUCUGCCAUCGUCACCGGCGGCACCAUCAACCUAGGUUUUCACGCAGCGACCGAGAUUGCUCGCCAACACCCAGACUGGCUAAUCGUCAUCUCAUCCCGAAGCAAUCGUGAACACGCCGCCAGCAAAAUCAACCAGCUCCUAAAGCAAAACAACACCAUCUUCCUACCCAUAGACCUCGCAGACCCUAACAGCGUCCGCACAUUUUCGAAAAACUGGACAUCCAAGAACCACCCCCCCAUCCAAGCCCUCCUCCUAAACGCCGGCCUCCAGUUCCCGGGCAAGCUCACCACGACACCCGAGGGCAUCGAAUCCACCUUCGCCAUCAACCACAUCGGCCACGCCCUCCUCUUCCACCUCCUCUGCCCCCACCUCGCCCCCCACGCCCGCGUCGUCCUAACCUCCAGCGGGACCCACGACCCCGCCAUGAAAAGCGGCCUCCCGGACGCCCUGUACACCUCCGCCGAGGAUCUCGCGCACCCGCCCCCAUCCAUAGCGAACGGGGAUGGCCGCCGCCACUACGCCAACAGCAAGCUCGCGAACAUACUGUGGACGUACGCGGCGCACAGGCGGCUUGGGCAAAGCGUUCCCGACCGCGGGGUGGUGGUUGCGGCGUUCGAUCCGGGUCUUAUGCCCGGCACGGGGCUCGCGCGCGAGUACCCCCCCCUGAUGAAUUUCUUGUGGUGGAAGGUGCUGCCGCGCGUGGUGCCGGUGCUGAAGUGCGUGUACACGGAGAACAUACACACGCCGGGGGAGUCGGGGGCGUCGCUUGCUUGGUUGGCUACUAUGGAGGAGGGGGGAGGGGGGAAGUACUUCGAGGGACGCAAGGAGAUUAUGUCGAGCGAGGGUAGUUACGAUGAGAAGAAGCAGGAUGAUUUGUGGAGCUGGACGGUCAGGCAUGUGGCGCGAGAUGAGGCGGAGGUUGAGCGGUUUGAGGCUUUUGGGUAAGGGUGGUGGAGUGAGGUGGAAAAGGGGGGAGGGGGGUAGUUUUCUGUCCAAAAUAUUCUUAAUCAGCGCAUCUUUUCUAUUUUCUCCUUUGUUUGGUAAGGGUAUCUCCAAUCUAUAUUGACAGGCAUUCACGGUUUAGUUGAAUAAUCAUAAUACUAUUGUUC
Molecule: messenger RNA, 1436 nt
Organism: Hypoxylon fragiforme
Lineage: Eukaryota; Fungi; Ascomycota; Sordariomycetes; Xylariales; Hypoxylaceae
Product: dehydrogenase/reductase
Exons: 1
Coding region: 313-1272 (319 amino acids)
Source: RefSeq, a predicted model, not a curated record